GGUAGAGAGAGAGAGAGAGAGAGAGAGACGAUGACACGGCACGUGGUCGGAUAUAGCUGUUCAAGGCUCUAUCGAGACGCGUAUAUGCUGCGGGUCGAAGGCGCAAAACGGAGCAACGUCGCGCCUGGCGCAGACCAGCACGGCUUACGUCUCGCAGCCGGAGCGCGAAUCAACGAUCGAGUAUCAUAUAUAAAGUCGAGAGUAGGCACAUGCCCGUUUCGACUGGCGGACUUUCGGAGCGGCAAGUCAGUACACGAGAGCUCUCCGCGGUGCUGCAGCUCGCUUAUAGUAGUGGCCGCCGCGCGACACGAUCGGAAACGACGACUAGUAGCAAUUCGACUAGAGAGUGCACAAUCGCGCUUAUAUCUAUACACUGUACGGGAAAAAGAACUAACGAUCUGCUGCUGGCGUUCGGUCAUUGGUGAUUCGACUCGAUCGGGGCACGUACAUGCACACUCUCUCUCAGGGACUCGUAUAAGACAGCUCUCGUAUCUAUACUCGGAUCGCGAUAUUACGCUCGUGUGCGUCGCUCGUCGCGCAUGUAAACAUUAUGUAAACCUCUGCAAGACACUCCGGACUCGUGCUUCAAGGAGGGACGUUCGACUGGACAUGAUAAUAUCGCCGUGAACUACAAGUGCUCGACGAGCUGCCAAGAGUCGGCUCGGGACAAUCGUUUUUUAAGCCUCUUGGUGCGGUACGUGCAGUGCGAAGCUCGCAAACUGGCUCCGGAAGUGAGGAUCAAGCAGAUUGGAAUGAGGGAGGACCUGCUCUCGAUAAUACGUCACACCAGCAGCGAUCACUUUUCGGAAAAGCUCUAGCGGUUGCUCCACAGCAGCUGGGAUUAUCGAGCUGGAUCGCAAUCAGUAAAGUAGCCCCCCGUGUAAUCCAACGAGAGAGCAUAUAGUGCAGCUCGUGCACCUCUAUCUAGGACCAAUUUGCUGCUAUGCCUUGGGUGGCCGCCUGUAUCAGUCUGCUGGCCGAGCCUCUGCUUAGCUACUGUCUCACCGUGCGCGAUUUCGCCUUGCAAGCUGGCAUUCUGCAUCCCCAGGUCUCGCAAUCGCUUAUCUCAUCCGUCAUGGACGCCCAAGAAGCUUCGCAAGAUAAGUCCGUGAGGAGCCCCGUCGUGUCGGGAGUGUCCAAGCCCCCACGCAAGUUCGCCGGGGUCGUCAUCGUCACUACAGGCUUGCCCGCCACAGGAAAAAGCCAAGUAGCUCAUUGUCUUCGACGAAGACUCAACUGGAAUGGCGAAUCUGCCAAAGUGAUGCGUGUCAGCGACUACCGGAGAAAACGGCAGGAACCGUACAUAUCCAAUGGAAUUUUUCGCCCGGAUCACGAAGCCUCAUCGGCUCUACUCGAUCUUGCUCAGCAAGACGCGAUGCAAGACUGCGCCUCAUGGCUCGCCGCUGGAAAUACCAUCGCUAUUUUGGACGCGGCCCUGGUCACGCGAAAGCAGCGCGCCGAGGUCUACGAAUACUUCUCGGGACAGUUGCACUACCGCGUGCUGUUCGUCGAGUGCGUCUGCGAGGACGAGGCGCUGAUCGAGGCCAACUGCCGGGAAAUCCUGCGCUACAGCCAGGACUACAAGAACGUCCAGGUGGCCGUGGGCCUGGAGGAGCUGCGCCUCAAGAUCGCCUACUAUCGCCAGCUGCACCAGCCCAUGGACGAGCCGUACUAUCCGCGCAUACGCCUCGACACGGCCAGCAUGGAGAUGAGCGCCAUCAAGCUCUCGGGCCACAUCGAGACCACCGUACUCGGCUACCUCGGUGGACUCUCGCUCAAACCGCACACCCUCUACUUCUCCAGGCACGGAGAGAGCGAGUUCAAUGUGCUGGGCAAGAUCGGCGGAGACGCCGUACUGAGCGCCCGUGGCGAACGCUACGCCCAGGCCUUGGCCAGUAAGAUCAACUCGAUGCACAUACCGGAUCUGCGAGUUCUGACCAGCCGACUGCGUCGAACCAUCGCCACGGCUCGCGGCAUCGAGGCCUCCCAGGAGCACGUGGCCGCCCUCAACGAGCUCUACGCCGGCGUCUGCGAGGGCCUGUCCUACGAGGAGAUGCAAGAAAAGUAUCCACAGGAGUUCGCGUGGCGCGACCAGGACAAGCUUCGCUACCGAUACCCGUGGGGCGAGAGCUACGUCGACACGAUGAAACGCGUCGAGCCGGUGCUCGUGGAGCUGCAGCAGUCGAGCAACGUCCUCGUGAUCUCGCACCAGGCCAUACUGCGCUGCAUAAUCGGCUACUUCUGCGACAAGCUGCCCGAGGAGCUGCCCUACGAGGAGGUGCCCCUGCACACCAUCAUCCGGCUGAGCAGUCAGGGCUUCGGCUACAAGCUCGAGUUCAUCAAGAUGGGCAUCGAGUGCGUCAACACGAUGCGCCAGAAGCCGCAGAACUGCAGCGCCACGCGCACCGCCGCCGACGCGCUCAUCACUGUGCCGGCACACUACGACAUUCCCGAUCCCUGGCGCAAUCCCGGCUCCGGCCCGACUCUCGUCCAGCAGCACUGAGUGCAGGAGGAGGACACGCCAGCCCGGCUCUCCGCUUCCGAGACCCGAUGAUUUUUUCUUCUCUUUCUUCCUCCUUGCCUUGUGCCUCAAUUACCCUCGAGUCCAACUUGUACUUUCUCUAUUUUUAUUCUGACUCGCUCAAAAGUAACGACUUGCCAAACCUGACGGCCUUCUUGCGAUCGACAUUUAUCAAUCAUUUGCUUUUGCCUUCUGGCUCUUCUCUUUUCCGUUAAAAAGUUUUUCUCGACUUUUACUUAAAACUUUCAAACCAACGGGUCUAGGAAUUCUCUCGAGUUUUUUUUUCCCCGAAUGCUAAAUUUCAAAACAGCCUCGAAGCGUGAAACCCUCCGAGAAAAAAAUUAUUCAAUCAAUGCUCAAUUGUAAAUAGUCUAUUCGUGUAAACAAUUGUUGAAAUAUUUUCAAACUAUCUAUAGAUAUUACAAGUUUAUAUAAUAAUUGUUGGCUCUGCCGAUCUUUUAAUGGAAUUAACGCUAGAUGGGAAACCUUAACCGCGAGCCUCGAUUAUUUUUCAAAGUUUUAACUAUGCGUUCAAUUGUGAUGCAAUCGUGUUGUAUUACAUACAAUCGAGACAACAUUUCAAAAACAACUCGUAUUGUUAACUUUAGGCUAAGGACAUUAUAAACAUGAAUACAAAUUGUACGUAAUUUUAGAAAAUUGUUAAAAAAAAUUAUGUAGCAAGUUUUGACAAACAUCACUGAAAAUAGGAUUGAUUCUUAAUCCAACGAAAUUCAUAAUACGGAUAACUAAAUUAUAAGCAAUUUCUAGUAUACAUUGAUGGAAGAGCUUUGUAGAACAAAAUUAAUACAAUGUAUAUUAGAUCGUUAUUUUUUCGCCAAAUUAUGAACAAGUUCUACAAAUUGAGAGUUCAACUAAUCGUAUUUAUCAGAUAGACGCGGUUUCUAAAAAUUUUCUCAAAUUUUAAAAGAACUUAAAAUGCAACGGAAUGAUGAAAACUUUAAUAUAUUUGACCGUAGUAAAACAAAAAAAUCUUUCAUAUGUUUGUAAACAUAAGCGCUCAAAAUCUAAUUUAGUGCGUAACUUGUAUUUAUUUGUAUAACUGAGUACCUGGUAUUAAAAAGUAUUCAAAUUUGUAGCGUUUGUAAUCGCUACAAUUUGUUUAUAUGAAUGAGUAACUGUUAUUAAAGAGUAUUCAAGUUUGUAGUGUUUAUAAUCGAAUAUAAGAAUCAUAUUUUAUUUUUAGUACAGCAUAAACACGCAUAAUUGUUAAAGCCAAACGAAUCUUGUGAGUAGUUAAAGGCUACCUUAAAUAAAUAUUUUUUUAUUAAGAUUAAAAAUAUAGAAAAGUUAAGAAAAGUAGGCAUCUUAUGAGUUGCAAAACUUCUAUAAAUUUUUUUUAUUAUUAUGUCAUAUUUUUUAUAGGACAUCAUUAUUUUAUUUAUAAUAAUUCUACUGUUGAAGAAAGCAUUGAUACUCACUUUUACGUGACUAUCACACAUACUUAUUCGUGCAAAGAAGAAAAGUGAAUGAAUAAUGUAACUGACAAGAUUGAUUUUUUAUUUGUCAAGGAUAACAUACUUGUUGAUGACUUGAGUUGUAUCGUUGAACGGAAAAUGUAUAAUUAAGUUACAUAGUCAUAAUGUGAAUUUUUUAUUAUGAAAUUACCAAUAGAUAUUUUUUUAUAAAAUUUUAUUAUGUACAAUUUAUUCUUUACCUUUGACUAUUCCUAACAAAUUUACAAAAUUAUUUAUCCUAAUAAAAUCUUAAAAUUUAAUUUAA
This is a messenger RNA of Trichogramma pretiosum, 4261 nucleotides long. Its product is annotated as 6-phosphofructo-2-kinase/fructose-2,6-bisphosphatase-like. Gene Ontology annotation, cellular component: cytosol. The coding region runs from base 944 to 2503 and encodes 519 amino acids. The record is from RefSeq and is a predicted model, not a curated record. The transcript has 6 exons. NCBI's taxonomy places the organism in Eukaryota, Metazoa, Arthropoda, Insecta, Hymenoptera, Trichogrammatidae. Gene Ontology annotation, biological process: fructose metabolic process; fructose 2,6-bisphosphate metabolic process. Gene Ontology annotation, molecular function: 6-phosphofructo-2-kinase activity; fructose-2,6-bisphosphate 2-phosphatase activity; ATP binding.